AUGGCCGUGCAGUCAAAGCCAGCCCCAAUUGGGCCCUGGGGUAAAGCGACGGCCGGCGCAGCGGGCGCAGUCUUCGCCAAUGCGCUCGUGUACCCUCUGGAUCUCGUCAAGACGAAGCUUCAGGUUCAAGUAAAGCCGGGCGAUUCCGACAAGACGGAUGCCCCCUCCGACUACACACACUACAAGUCCACAUGGGACGCCAUCAGCAAGAUUGCGUCCGCCGAGGGUAUCGCAGGCCUCUAUGCUGGUAUGAGUGGCUCCCUCAUUGGAGUUGCCUCGACAAAUUUUGCCUACUUCUACUGGUACUCGGUUGUCCGCACUCUCCACCUCAAGUACGCCAAGUCCGCCGCCCCGCCAUCCACAGUCGCGGAGCUUUCUCUCGGUGCGGUCGCUGGCGCGCUCGCCCAGCUCUUCACGAUUCCGGUGGCCGUCAUCACCACCCGGCAGCAAACUCAGAGCAAGGAGGACCGGAAGGGCAUCAUCGACACCGCCCGGGAGGUUAUCGAUGGCGAGGACGGCAUCACUGGGCUGUGGAGAGGACUUAAGGCGAGUUUGGUCCUGGUUAUCAACCCAUCAAUCACCUAUGGCGCUUAUGAGCGGCUGAAGGACGUUCUGUUUCCUGGGAAGAAGAGCCUCUCCCCCUGGGAGGCAUUCGCGCUCGGCGCUAUAUCCAAGGCGCUGGCCACCAUCGUCACACAGCCUUUGAUCGUUGCGAAGGUAGGCCUGCAAUCCAAGCCACCUCCGGCGCGGCAAGGGAAGCCGUUCAAGAGCUUCGUCGAGGUCAUGCAAUUCAUCAUUCAGAAUGAAGGUCCCCUGAGCUUGUUCAAAGGGAUUGGGCCACAAAUCCUAAAGGGCCUGCUGGUCCAGGGCAUUCUGAUGAUGACCAAGGAGCGCGUCGAGCUCCUCUUCGUACUCUUCGUCCGCUAUAUCCAGGUUAUGAGGUCACGCCAACUCAGGAGGACGGCGGACCUAGCGGCUGCAGCCAAGCUGACCGCUCCGUUGACUGUUCGAUAA
Canariomyces notabilis is the source of this 1014-nucleotide messenger RNA. Its product is annotated as mitochondrial carrier. NCBI's taxonomy places the organism in Eukaryota, Fungi, Ascomycota, Sordariomycetes, Sordariales, Chaetomiaceae. Bases 1 to 1014 code for a protein of 337 amino acids. The record is from RefSeq and is a predicted model, not a curated record. Gene Ontology annotation, molecular function: ADP transmembrane transporter activity. Gene Ontology annotation, biological process: transmembrane transport. Gene Ontology annotation, cellular component: membrane. The transcript is spliced from 4 exons.